Messenger RNA from Caenorhabditis angaria, 523 nucleotides. Lineage: Eukaryota; Metazoa; Nematoda; Chromadorea; Rhabditida; Rhabditidae. The record is from the annotation of a GenBank genome assembly.
AUGUGCACGGCGUUUCGGAAUUUUGCGCGAAUUCAUGGUGAGCUUCACAGAAAACGACAGAAUUAUUUUGAGAAGCGCGGACUGGAAAAUGCGAUUCAGUUGUGAGUUAGACUAAGUCUGGGCCUAAAAAUAAGCGUAAUUUAAAGGAACAUCGAUCAACAAAAUGCGAAAAUUGGACAGACUAUUGAAUGUUUGGCGGUUUGUGAGGAGAUCACCAAAAAGGUAGGGGAUUUCUAGGCCUGAAACUUUGAGCCUAAAAACAAGCCUAAAUUUAGGAUUUCAGUACAAUUGCUCACUAACAAAUUCCUUCCAAAUUCUCAUCGACGAAUUCGCCGCCAAAACUUUUGAACUCACCAGUCUAACCUCUCAAGUUCACCUAACUUGCCCCAAUCAAACAACAGUCCCGCAAAGUCGCGAGAAAUCUCGGAAAAUUGCCGAAAUCGAGUGGCGAAUUGAGCGCGAAAAAUCGCGGAUUCAAAUUUUGGACGGCAAGAUUCAGGAGAUUUUUGACAAGAGGAAAUGA